Molecule: messenger RNA, 709 nt
Organism: Papaver somniferum (opium poppy)
Lineage: Eukaryota; Viridiplantae; Streptophyta; Magnoliopsida; Ranunculales; Papaveraceae
Product: auxin-induced protein X10A-like
Exons: 1
Coding region: 263-568 (101 amino acids)
Biological process (GO): response to auxin
Source: RefSeq, a predicted model, not a curated record
GAGAGAUUCUUGUUAAAUUGGAUGACCGAAGCCAUGUGAAUCAUAAACAUGUAGGUCCUGAAACUUACCCGAUUUCCGGCUUCAUCUCUAAACAGAAAACCCACUUGAAAGGGCAAAUGAAAAAAAACCUAACACUUGCCCAAACUCUAUAAAUACCCAAUGAUUCAAGUUAUCUUCAAGUCAUCUACCUCAUCUGAAAUUCAUACAACUAUCUGAUCACCAAACUGUUUUAAGAUCACUUUUUCCUUUCCUUCACUUCAAAAUGGUUAUCCGUUUCCAUUCAAUGGUUUCUCAGUCAAAGCAAAUUCUCAAACUACAAUCUCUUCUCACUCAACCAGCAUCAUCGUUAAUAGUAGAUGUACCUAAAGGUCAUUGUGUUGUUUAUGUUGGAGAAACUGAAAAGAAAAGGUUCUUGGUUCCAAUAUCUUACUUGAAUCAUCCCAUGUUUCAAGACUUACUAAGAAGUGCAGAAGAAGAGUUUGGUUUUGAUCAUCCGAUGGGAGGUCUCACAAUUCCUUGUAAAGAAGCCGCCUUCAUAGAUUUAACUACUCAGUUGAAUGCAUCAUGAAGAGAAACAAAAGCCGGAUGGUCUACAAACAAUUGUAUAUAGCGAUUUUGUUUACUUUUCUUUAUUUGAUUGUGUAGAGUUAGAAAAGACUCUCCCAUUUAAAGAAUCAUUUAAUUAAUACAAUAUUUUUUACUUCCAUUA